CGUGCCGGGUCUAUGGGCCGUUACCGGGGAGAAGAUGGUGGAAGCUGCGGCGGCAACGUGCACAAACCUCCGUCCAAAACAUUUCGGAAAAUAUUUACCAUCUCAGCCUGGCAUACGAUAUUGGUUACCCGGAGAUAAACACAGAUAAUACACGCUAAAGAGAAGAUAAAAAUCCGGCGUUUGUGUGACGGGGAAUGAGACACACAGAGAUUAGUGGUGUGAAAACGUGGGUGAUGAAGUCACUACCACGUUUUGAAAUUAACCAGAGCUAGUUAGUGGAUUUAUUCGAUUAUUAUUUAGUAUUUCACUCUUCUGUGGUCGAAGUAUCGACUGUCAGAUCAAGUGUUUUUAAUUCGAUCUGAGCGCCGUAAGGCUGUGUGUGUGUAUAUGUAUGUGUGUGUGCAUUAGCUUGUGUUGGAUCAACUGACAGCAUGCCACGGAGCAAAAAAGGGAAACGUGGGGCCACUUCAAAUAAGGGCUCUCUUCGACAGGAAGUACUUCUGUUGCAGCUUUCAGCCAAGUCGGCACUGUCGCGUCCAGGGAAGAAUGGAGGAAAAGGAGGGUCCGGUGCCAGUGAUGAUGAUUUGGCAUCUGAUGUGCUCAGUCAUUACAGCAGUGCCAGUGAGAGUGCCUCAGUGCUGGAUGAAGGAACAGGUGAGGUGGUGGAUGACCAAACUGCUCAGGAGGAAACCGAAGACAAACUGAAGCAGUGUAUCGACAACUUGAUGGACAAGAGUGUGAAGACUCGGCUAGCAGCGCUGGAGAGCUUGCGACUAGCCUUCUCCUCCAGAGUGCUGUAUGACUUCCUGCUGGAGAGACGCCUCACCAUCGGCGACUGCCUGGAACGCAGCCUGAAGAAAGGUGGAGGAGAGGAGCAGGCUGCAGCAGCCACACUGUGUGCACUCCUCUGUAUUCAGCUGGGAGGUGGAUUUGAAGGCGAGGAGGGCUUUAAGAUGUUCCGCCCUGUGCUUAGCUCCAUCCUGACUGACAGCUGUGCCAACCUAUCAGCUCGUCAGAGUUGUGCCCGAGCAUUGGGCUUAUGCUGCUACGUGUCCGCAUCAGACAACGCUGAAGAUUUGUUGAAGUGUAUGGGGCAUUUGGAGAGUGUGUUUGUGGGAGCGUAUCCACUGGGUGAUGGCAGCUUACCAUCUGUUAAAGCUGGAAUUCCAGCUCUCCACAGCGCUGCCCUUCAGGCCUGGGCUCUGCUCGGCACACUGUGUCCUGCCUCCCACAUCAACAACAUGGUCAGCCAUCACUUGCCUCAGCUGCAGGCUUGUUUGGAGAGCAGUGAGGUGAACUUCAGGAUCGCUGUAGGAGAAACCAUCGCUCUGCUAUAUGAACUGGCACGAGAGGUUAACGAGGAGUUUCAGUAUGAGGAUUGCGAUGUGCUGUGUGAGAGUCUGAAGCGUUUGGCAACAGACGGAAAUAAACAUCGGGCCAAAAAUGACCGACGCAAGCAGCGGUCCAUCUUCCGCGAGGUCCUGCAUUAUAUCGAGAGUGAGGACUUCUCUGAGGAGAAGGUCCGUUUUGGGGUCGAGAUUGUCUACCUUGAUGGUUGGAUGCGUCACCGGAUUUAUGAUGCCUUUAAAGAGGUGCUGGAGUCUGGAGUCAGCCACCACCUGCAGGUUAACCCACUACUGAGAGAUAUUUUUGGACUUGGAGCUCCACUCAUUCUGGACACUUCAGUCAAGGCCACCCGGAUCUCCCGCACAGAAAGGCACCUUUUCAAUUCUGCUGCGUUUAAAGCCCGGACAAAACUACGUAACAAAGUGAGAGACAAACGAGCAGACGUGAUGUGAUGUUGGUGCUGAUGAUGACUUGAUGCAGAGAUAGAAACACUAGACACCUCUUAUGAGCUCACUUGAAAUGUUAAAAACAGCAACUGCCAAACCAGGGACUUGACAAUGCAAAUUGUGUGUGUGCGCAUGUGUGUCAGGAAGAGUGAAUGUGUGUGAAUGGUGUGCCUCAGUUUUAUUUAACAUUACUAAAUAUAAAUAAUAGGAAGCCUAAAAUUAACUGUGCAACCCAUAGCAUUUUCCCUUAGCACUUAAAACACACAUAACAUCAUAUUUCUGCAUGCAAGUGCAGUGAUGGUUCAGGGCAGGUCUCAGUACAUACUCUGUGAUCAGCAGGAAGCAGGAUACUGCUAUGGAAAAUGCUAUGUAUUGCUUCUUUAAACAUAAUAUUGUACAUUUCUAAUGACCUUUUGCAAGGCUGUAUUGAACGUUUCUGUUAAAAUGUAUUUUACUUCCUAAUUUAUUCAGGAUUUUGGGAAAACAAAAGACUUUUUUAACAUUUAAGACAAAUGAGCUGUGUAUACACAGUGGGAAAUGGCCAAGAAAAUGAAAACCUUUCUAGCUUUUGUAUGUAUAUUUUACAAACUGGCUGCACAUAUUUUACAAACUGGCUGCACAAUUUAAAUGUGAUAAUAAUUGUAGAAAGGUCUCCUCACACUGCUAACAAAUUCUUUUUCUCAUCCCGAGUGCUGUUGUUUACUGGGAGAGAGUUUAAGAUGCAGUGUUGACAAGCGUAUUUAGAGACUUUGGUUCGUGUUCACACUUUGAGGAAAAUUUCUUUUUUAUUAGAUCUGAUACAUUAACAGACUGGACAGGAGAGAGCCAUUUGCCUGCUACAGCUGCUAACAUCACCUUCAUGUAUUACUGAAUGUUUUACAAUUAGAAAUAGGAGGCCAAAAAUGUAUUUUCUUAAGGGCAAUUACACAUUUUUGCAAUUAAGUUUUAUAUUUUUCCCUACAGUAGACUCAAUUGAAGGCCAGAAUUUUGAAUUAUUCAUUUAAAUUGCUAGAAAUGAGAUGUCAAGGCUUCUGAACCCGAAAGGUGAGCCUACUCCAAUAAAUCAUGAAUUUAAAAAAAAAAAAAAGACAACUGUGGUAUUUCUAAAAUGUGUGUGUGUGUUUUUUUUUUUUGUUUUGUUUUGUUUUUUAAAGCAUAGCUUUAAAUGAAUACAGCAAAUAAGAGUUACUGGAGAGAAGUUUACUUUUUUAACUACAGAUUUGUUGAAGUAGAGUAAAAUAGCAUUUUUCAAAUCAGUGUUUUUGUAUUUAUUACAGUUCCAAUAUCUCAUGGACAGUUUCAUGUUCAUAACAUUUUAAUCAUUACCACAGCCCACAUCAAUACACAUCUUAAAAACAAACAAACAAACAAAAACUCCAGGUUAUUCAAUUGCAUGCAUCAUUUAUACAUUAAUGAAUCAUGACAACCAUGCUGUUAUUUGAAAAUAAUAACCGAUUUUUUUUUUUUAUUCCUCUUAUAGCAAUUUACCAAUUCUAUCUUUUUGGAACGUGCACAAGGCAUUUUAUUUCCUGUUACUACUAACACUGUACUAGCUAUAAACAGUAUCUCUUUUUCUCUCAACAUCGUACAAUAAAUAAACUACUACUUAAAAACCGAAAAGUGCAGAUUCCUCUGUCCUGAAGAUUUUGCAAUUUCUAAAAACUUAUGGCUACAAAAAAUGCUGACACUGAAGUCUAUUACCAUACAUGUUAAAUAAAGAAAUUUACGAAACUCUUUUACCAUA
Ictalurus punctatus (channel catfish) is the source of this 3537-nucleotide messenger RNA. RefSeq names its product interferon-related developmental regulator 2 (gene ifrd2). The coding region runs from base 432 to 1799 and encodes 455 amino acids. Lineage: Eukaryota; Metazoa; Chordata; Actinopteri; Siluriformes; Ictaluridae. The record is from RefSeq and is a predicted model, not a curated record. The transcript is spliced from 13 exons.